This is a messenger RNA of Chelmon rostratus (copperband butterflyfish), 519 nucleotides long. Its product is annotated as transcription and mRNA export factor ENY2-2-like. Gene Ontology annotation, molecular function: chromatin binding; transcription coactivator activity. The record is from RefSeq and is a predicted model, not a curated record. Lineage: Eukaryota; Metazoa; Chordata; Actinopteri; Chaetodontiformes; Chaetodontidae. Gene Ontology annotation, cellular component: SAGA complex; nuclear pore; DUBm complex. Gene Ontology annotation, biological process: positive regulation of DNA-templated transcription; poly(A)+ mRNA export from nucleus; regulation of transcription by RNA polymerase II. The coding region runs from base 35 to 325 and encodes 96 amino acids. The transcript is spliced from 5 exons.
GCUCCAGCUGAUCCAUCUCGACAAAAGACAGAUCAUGAGCAAAGACUCGCAGAUGAGGGCUGCAAUAAACCAGAAGCUGAUAGAAAUGGGGGAACGGGAGCGGUUGAAAGAACUGCUCAGGGCAAAGCUGGUGGAGUGUGGCUGGAAGGAUCAGCUGAAAGCACACUGCAAAGAUGUGAUCAAAGAAAAGGGCCUGGAGCAUGUCACAGUGGAGGACCUGGUCACAGAAGUCACACCAAAAGGCAGAGCACUCGUACCAGACAGCGUGAAGAAAGAGCUCCUGCAGAGAAUCAGAGCUUUUCUAGCUCAACACGCAACCUUGUGAAUGAGACGAUUCCCGUCUAGACAUUUUUUUACUCGCUGUAGAUCCACGAUUGAAAUCCAAACCGAUCUUUGUUCUCAUUGUGAGCAAUGCUGAAGUGUUAUUUUUAUUUUGUAUUGUGUGUUUUCAUAUUGAUUUUAGUUUGUUAUGCAGCAGUUUUGGAAAAAAAACAAAUAAAGUCAUGCCUAUUUUGGUCA